Molecule: messenger RNA, 860 nt
Organism: Contarinia nasturtii (swede midge)
Lineage: Eukaryota; Metazoa; Arthropoda; Insecta; Diptera; Cecidomyiidae
Product: COMM domain-containing protein 3
Exons: 2
Coding region: 107-700 (197 amino acids)
Biological process (GO): sodium ion transport
Source: RefSeq, a predicted model, not a curated record
CAUUUUGACAGUUUGUUUACAUCAAAAUAAUGCAUUAAAAGUUGUAUUAUCAAUUAUCCGCCUUCGACGACAAAAGAAAGAAGAAAUUGCGAUUUAAAUCGUUAAUAUGAGUAAAAUCGAACUGUCGGAUAUUGUGAUUGAGGGCUUAAAAAGCCUGAAUACGGUGAUCAAUUCGGAUUUAACGAAGAAAAUCAUAUCAAACGCUGUGAAAAUGGCAUUACAUUCGGACGCAAACAUUCCAUCGAAUCCGGAAAUCUAUGCAACGACUCCAGUGUAUACCAAACAGGCUGAAUACUCUGUGCUUACAUUGAUGUUUUUAGCAAUAAAAUAUGAUUUGGAUAAUGGAAAAUUACGUGAAUUACUCGAACACCAUGGUGUAUCCGAUGUGGCAACGGCCGAAUUAAUAUCGAUUUAUGAGAAAAAUCAAACAUCGCUUCGAAUAAAAAAUCUAACGACUGGCUUAAAUUUGGCGCAUGUAACAAAUGUUGAAUGGAAAUUAACGUGCGAUGUAAAAUCAUCACAAGUCGAUUCAACAACCGGUGCACUGAAUUUUUGCAUUAAUUUAGGUCGAUAUAAGGAAUUGAGCGGUGAAAGAGAAACAAUCACCGAAUUCUUGUGUAAUGCUGAAGAGUUACAAUUCCUAAUUGGUCGUCUCAAAGAAAUUGAACGGCAUUGUGAACGAGUUGGAAUGGGAAAAUAGGCAAAAUUAAAUCGCCAAACUCAGCUUUGAUAUCGACAUUUCUAAAAAAAAAAUAGAAAUUUAUCAAUCAUUGAGUUUAUGUAUAAGAAAUUCCAUGUAAAAAGUCAUUUGUAGCAUUUAAGAAAGAUAUGGAAAUAAUAAAAUCUCAAUUGAAGCAAAA